GGAAGGGGAGGGGCGGGGGAGGCGCCGGGACGGAGCGAGCCGCUGUCCGCCGCCCCCGCCAUGGCGUACGGUGGCCUGACGGUGCCCAUCAUCGUCAUGAGCGUUUUCUGGGGGGUGGUCGGCGGGGUCCUGCCGUGGCUCAUACCCAAGGGGCCCAACCGCGGUGUUAUCAACACAAUGCUGGUGACAUGUGCUGUUUGCUGCUACCUGUUUUGGCUGAUUGCGAUUCUGGCUCAACUCAACCCUCUCUUUGGGCCACAGUUAAGCAAUGAAACAAUCUGGUAUCUUAAGUAUCACUGGCCUUAAGGAUGUCUGUCCUCUGCUGCAAUUUAUUGACUAGGUAAAGAAGAGAUUUCUUCCAGAUGAAAAACUCCACUGACCCAAAGAUGCCCUUAACAUAGUUGGUUGGAUACCAAGCCUGCAUUAAUGCCUUAACCUUUCCAUUGUGCUUCAAAUGGCUUCUUCAAAGCCCUGUAUUUUUUCCUACUAUACCGUUCAAUGGUGUGCCUAAUGCAAUUUAUGCUUCUCUUCAGUACUGUAAAUUUUUGUCUGUUAACUUCAGAUGUGAUGAAAAUUUCUAAAAUUUUUAUGGAUCAUAGAGUCAGCUUUCCUGUUCAUGUUACUCCAUAGGAACACUGUAUAUAUCUUAUAGGUCUUAGGUUGUCUGUUGCUGUGCUGUUCAAACCUGUUCUGUUUGACUGCACUUGGAAAAAAAUGUGUGCAAUGAACCUGUAUGAGGAAAGGAGAAGCAGUGGUGCCACAUGUUGGUGGCAUUUAUUUUUUAAGAUCAGUUGUAUUCUUGCGAAAUUUGGUCUUAAAUUUCUCAUGCCUGGAAAUAAAACUCAUCCUCUACUUUAUACAAAAUGCUCUCGUGCCAUGUUUAACUGUUACGUGUUUUUCUUUAGUUUUAAUCAGACAACUGUUGGCUAGACUUGAGCUGAGGAAACUUAGAUGAUGUGGAUAAACAGUAAUAAAGUCAUAUAGUGUGAUGAGCAUUCUUGCUGCCUAUAUAAAGACCUCUUGGGUAGUUCUAAACUAGGACUGAAUUUGCUAUCUAAAAUUGCUGAGUGGUCUGCAGGAAGAAGUGAAUGUGUAGCUCGAGCCUCUUCUUGAACUUUCCAUUAUCUGAUGCUAGGGGGACUCAGUAGCAGAAGUAACAUAGUUUGAAUUAAGCGUAAAUAGUAAUUUUGAUAGGACGUUGACUUACUCCCUGGCCUUUUUGGAGGAUACAUACAGUAACAGUCAAUUUGAAUUGAACAGAAAAUGUAGCAAUUGUUUUAUACUGACUUUGGACACUUGCACUUGAAAUUGCAGACCUGAUGAAGCACAUGACAGUGUAGGCCAUAGAUGAAAGAUUGGUGAAGCUCCUCGAUGUCAGCUGAAUCUUUGGGUUGGGAAUGAAUCUAGAAAGUCAUUUGCUAACGAAUAACUUCAAAGACUAUAAAUACUGCUGCAUGCACAGGAGUCUUCAUGUAUACUUUCUUACCUCCUUACAUCGUGUCCAGAUAAAAUGCAAUUAUUCCUUACUGUGUUUUACUGUUUAUUGCGUUUACACUUAAGGACAUAACAGAGUGGUUCAUUUUUUUUCCUUUUGGAUGGCACUGUUAACUUGUUCAGUGGGAUGGUACUCAUUACUAUAAAGGAAUUCUGAGAUCAUGACAAAAUGCUGUAACUUGCAGUGAUCGAAAACUGGACAGCAUGAAUUGCAAAAGAAAUAAGAACACAUCCAUUACUACAAAUAAUCAUAGUGACUAUUGGGACUGGAAUAGUGUUUUUUUUUUCAAGUUACCUACUACUGAGAGCUGUAUUUUAACACGCAAGAAGUUGUACACCACAAUACUAUAUAGUCUGUGGCAAAUACUGACUAAGAAGAUUGGAAACCAAAUGAUCUUACAAAAGUGUAGGUUGUUGGAUCGUUGUUUUUUUUUUAAAGUCUGUGGAGGAUAAUACAUGUUGACAUCGAGAAAAUGCCAGGACGAGGAGAAAUGCUUCAAGACGUCAUUGACAAUUUUGAAUAUGUCACAGUUUUUAAAAUAUAUUGAUCUGCCUGUUGUAUUUACCCUAAAGUGAGACAUCAGAAAACAUCCGGUGACUAAUAGGUAUAUUGGUAUUACCACUCCCUGUAACAAGCUUUCUAUUUUAGGUUCUUAAGCUGUCAUUCAUUGUAGAAGAUACAGAAUUAAAACAGAGUUCACAUGGCA
Messenger RNA from Tyto alba (common barn owl), 2201 nucleotides. RefSeq names its product ATPase H+ transporting V0 subunit e1 (gene ATP6V0E1). NCBI's taxonomy places the organism in Eukaryota, Metazoa, Chordata, Aves, Strigiformes, Tytonidae. The record is from RefSeq and is a predicted model, not a curated record. Gene Ontology annotation, biological process: proton transmembrane transport. The transcript has 4 exons. Gene Ontology annotation, cellular component: proton-transporting V-type ATPase, V0 domain. The coding region runs from base 61 to 306 and encodes 81 amino acids. Gene Ontology annotation, molecular function: proton-transporting ATPase activity, rotational mechanism.